This is a messenger RNA of Dipodomys spectabilis (banner-tailed kangaroo rat), 2318 nucleotides long. RefSeq names its product forkhead box J1 (gene Foxj1). Lineage: Eukaryota; Metazoa; Chordata; Mammalia; Rodentia; Heteromyidae. The record is from RefSeq and is a predicted model, not a curated record. Gene Ontology annotation, molecular function: DNA-binding transcription factor activity; sequence-specific DNA binding. Gene Ontology annotation, biological process: regulation of DNA-templated transcription. The transcript has 2 exons. The coding region runs from base 1 to 1269 and encodes 422 amino acids.
AUGGCGGAGAGCUGGCUGCGCCUCUCGGGAGCGGGGCCGGCGGCGGAGGAGGCCGGGCCUGAGGGCGGCCUGGAGGAGCCGGACGCCCUGGACGACAGCCUCACCAGCCUGCAGUGGCUGCAGGAGUUCUCCAUCCUCAACGCCAAGGCGCCCACCCUGCCCCCGGGGCUCACGGACCCCCACGGCUACCGCCAGGUGCCCGGCUCGGUGGCGCCCGGGUCCCCCCUGGCGGCCGACCCCGCCUGCCUCGGGCAGCCGCACACGCCGGGCAAGCCCACGUCGUCCUGCACGUCGCGGAGCGCGCCCCCGGGCCUGCAGGCCCCGCCCCCCGACGACGUGGACUACGCCACCAACCCGCACGUGAAGCCGCCCUACUCGUACGCCACGCUCAUCUGCAUGGCCAUGCAGGCCAGCAAGGCCACCAAGAUCACGCUGUCGGCCAUCUACAAGUGGAUCACCGACAACUUCUGCUACUUCCGCCACGCCGACCCCACCUGGCAGAAUUCCAUUCGCCACAACCUGUCCUUGAACAAGUGCUUCAUCAAAGUGCCCCGGGAGAAGGACGAGCCAGGCAAGGGGGGCUUCUGGCGCAUCGACCCCCAGUAUGCGGAGCGGCUGCUGAGCGGGGCCUUCAAGAAGCGACGGCUGCCUCCGGUCCACAUCCACCCGGCCUUUGCCCGACAGGCCCCCCCGGAGCCCAGUGCCGCCCCCUGGGCCGGGCCGCUGACCGUGAACACGGAAGCCCAGCAGCUGCUGCGGGAGUUUGAGGAGGCCACGGGGGAGGGGGGCUGGGGAGCGGGCGAGGGUAGGCUGGGGCAUAAGCGCAAGCAGCCCUUGCCCAAGCGUGUGGCCAAGGUGCUGCGGCCCUCCACCACGCUGCUGCUGACCCAGGAGGAGCAGGGGGAGCUGGAACCCCUCAAAGGCAACUUCGACUGGGAGGCCAUCUUUGAGGCUGGGACUCUGGGGGGGGAGCUGAGCACCCUGGAGGCCCUGGAGCUGAGCCCACCACUGAGCCCCGCCUCCCACGGGGACGUGGACCUCACCGUCCACGGCCACCACAUCGACUGCCCCGCUACCUGGGGUCCUUCCGUGGACCAGGCCGCCGACAGCCUGGACUUUGACGAGACCUUCCUGGCUACGUCCUUCUUGCAGCACCCAUGGGACGAGAGUGGUAGCAGCUGCCUGCCCCCCGAGCCCCUCUUUGAGGUGGGGGAUGCCACCCUGGCCGCUGACCUGCAGGACUGGGCCAGUGUGGGUGCUUUCUUGUAAGAGGCCAGACCCCACCCCACCUCCGGACAGUGCCCAAGUCAGGGCCCAGAACUGCCCCCCCACACCGGCCCACGGACAAGCCCACCUUCCCAGGCAGGGGCUGGGCCAGGUCUCCCGGGGCUGGCUCCACCAGGUCACACUGCUGCCAGCCGAGGAUGUCCUCAGAUCCAAGCCCAGGAGGCUGCGAACUGGGGGGGUCCAGGACCAGAAUUGCUGCCUCCCCUCGUCGGCACCCCUCCCCCAUGUACACACAGUGUUUCAUUGAUUCACAUCUCCCUGCCCCUCUCCCCCACCCCGGGACUGAAGAGAGCCGAGGCCUGGAGGGCCCAGCUGGGCUGGGGAGGAGCAGAACUGGGUCCUCCCCAGAGCACCUCACCCUCCUCACCCACUGCCUCCUGCCUCCUCCCCAGGCCUCCGUCCAGAGAAAGUUCCCAGGUACAACAAAUGCUCAUUAGGUGACAGCAAAUUAAGCCCCGGGAGGCCUCUCCCAGCAGCGCCUCCCUGGGGUCCCUGCUGCUGCUAGGAAGGAACAGGGAAGGGGCUGGGCUGGGGGAGGGGUGCAGAAAGGCAGAACGGAGGUAAGGGGGAUGCCCAGGGGGGCAAGAUGUUCCCUAAGGCCUCUGGGACCUUCGCCUGGCCCCAUCCAUAGAGAUGGGGUAGAGGGUACGAACCCCCUAAUCUUUGAGCCCGACUUGAGGCUGAGAGCAGCGGGAAGACGGGGCUCGGGGGUGUCGGGAAGGAGCAGCCAAGCUGCGGGGGUGGGGGUGGGGACAGCCAGACUAAGGUAGUGCACACCGUAGCUGUAGCUAAGCCUUCACCGAGAUGUGCCCAGCUCACUGGAACCUGCGGGCACAGGAAGGGGGCGGCCUCACCCCCCCCUGCCUGCACUGGGGGAGGGGCAGCCGGGCCUGGCUCUUCCCUGACCCCCCACCCCCACCCCAGGGUCUGUGACCUGCAUCCACCUCUCCACAUGGAAGCGAGUUAACAUUUUUCAUGGAAACGUAUUUACAAUAAAAGACAUUUUUAAAAAUAAAAUUUGGGAAAAAAAA